Molecule: messenger RNA, 784 nt
Organism: Dimorphilus gyrociliatus
Lineage: Eukaryota; Metazoa; Annelida; Polychaeta; Dinophilidae
Source: the annotation of a GenBank genome assembly
AAUGAGCAUUAAAAUUUUGAAUCGUGCUUUAGCCGCACCGAAAGCACGUCAACGUUUUGGAUUAGUGGCGCUAGAAGGAGUUCGAUUAAUAAAUGAUGCUUUAGAAGCUAAAGCACAACUUAAGGGUAUUUAUUACUCGAAUUCGGAAACUUUGAGUAGAUUAAAUAUUGAAAAUUCCUCUUCUGUACCGUCUAUUAAAAUUAGUUGGAAAGAUAUUAAGAGAUUAUCAGAUGUCGAUGCUCCUACCGGUGUUAUAGCCGUUUUCAAAGAACCUAAAAGUUGGCCAUCAAAUGAAAACAGAGAACAACUACCGUUAUCUUUGAUAUGCGAUCAAAUAAGGGAUCCAGGAAAUAUGGGUACCCUCAUUAGAACGGCCGCAGCCUGCGGGUGUAAAGAGGUGUUAUUGACAAAAGGUUCGACCGACGUUUGGCAAAGAAAAGUUGUUAGGGCAGGAGCUGGCGCCCAUUUCCGAAUUCCUAUUCGACAACUUCCUUCUUGGCCUAUAGUUCUACCAGACAACAGCAGGAUAAUCGCUGCAGAUCCAGUUAGUGAAAAUGCUAUAGACUUUAAACAAGCACACUUUGCAGACAGAAAAGAAACUUUCCUAAUUAUAGGUGGUGAGACGCACGGGAUAAGCAACGAAAGCUUCAACUUAGUGAAAUCCUUCAAUGGUCUCCGAUUAAACAUACCGUGCCAUACAAACAGCUUAAAUACAACAAUAGCUGCGGGAAUUAUUAUGUAUGAAAUUCGAUAUCAAAUGUUGAAAAUAAAGGACAGGAGCUAA